CACGAUGGCGUACCCCGGGCACCCUGGCGCCGGCGGCGGGUACUACCCGGGCGUGUAUGGAGGGGCUCCCGGAGGACCUGCGUUUCCCGGACAAACUCAGGAUCCGCUGUAUGGUUACUUUGCUGCUGUAGCUGGACAGGAUGGGCAGAUAGAUGCUGAUGAAUUGCAGAGAUGUCUGACACAGUCGGGCAUUGCUGGAGGAUACAAACCUUUUAACCUGGAGACUUGUCGGCUUAUGGUUUCAAUGCUGGAUAGAGACAUGUCAGGAACAAUGGGUUUCAAUGAAUUUAAAGAACUCUGGGCUGUACUGAAUGGCUGGAGACAACACUUCAUCAAUUUUGACAGUGAUAGAAGUGGAACAGUGGAUCCUCAAGAAUUGCAGAAGGCCCUGACAACAGUGGGAUUUAGAUUGAGUCCCCAGGCUGUGAAUUCAAUUGCUAAGUGGUACAGUACCAAUGGAAAGAUCAUCUUAGAUGAUUACAUUGCCUGCUGCAUCAAACUGAGGGCGCUCACAGACAGCUUUCGAAGACGGCAUACUGCUCAGCAAGGUGUUGUGAAUUUCCCAUAUGAUGAUCUCAUUCAGUGUGUCAUGAGUGUUUAAAUCGACAGGAAACUGUAUGAACAUGUUUGACAUUCCGUCUUGGGGUUCUCCUUUGCUCCUCCUCGUUGCCUUCAGUAAUGUGUGUAAGCUUACAUCGCCACUUUUCCUUACCUGCUUGUUGUAAAGGUUUAUUACUUUAGGUGCAACUGGAGUUUUGUUUUUAGUUUUGAUAAUAAAUUCUUUGGACUUUUAAUAAUGUAAG
Choloepus didactylus (southern two-toed sloth) is the source of this 803-nucleotide messenger RNA. RefSeq names its product sorcin-like. The record is from RefSeq and is a predicted model, not a curated record. Gene Ontology annotation, molecular function: calcium ion binding. Bases 5 to 601 code for a protein of 198 amino acids. NCBI's taxonomy places the organism in Eukaryota, Metazoa, Chordata, Mammalia, Pilosa, Megalonychidae. The transcript has a single exon.